UAACAUGUUGCCAGGGCAGUACAUUCGUCCUCUGCUGAGUAUCAGUACCGGUGGUAUUGUGGCUUCUCGUAGCGUCUAUAAGGACUUCACAUCCCUCGUGGGCAACACUCCUAUGGUUGAACUGCGACACGCUAGUCGAGAAACUGGACGCACUAUCUUGGGAAAGUGUGAGUUUCUGAACCCUGGUGGGUCGAUAAAAGAUCGAGCUGCCGUAUGGAUGUUGAAGGACGCUGAGGAAAAGGGACUGCUUGUGCGUGGACAACCAGGCACAGUGAUCGAGGCGACUGCGGGCAAUACUGGGAUCGGUCUGGCUCUGGCCGCUAAUAGUAUCGGGUACCGUUGCAUCAUUGUCAUACCGGAAAGCCAAACAGAAGAGAAAAAGGCGGCUAUAAGGCAGGCUGGCGCUAAACUGAUAGAAGUUCCAGCUGUGCCGUAUCGAAAUCCUAAUAACUACGUUCGAGUGUGCAGUAGAAUGGUAGAGAACUUGCGUGGACAGGGUCAUCACGUUUUCUUCGGCCAGCAGUUUGAUAAUAUUGCCAAUAAGAAAGCUCAUUUUGAAGCGACUGGGCCGGAAAUUUGGGAGCAGACUGGUGGCUUGGUGGAUUCCUUUUGUUGUGCUAUGGGGACGGGAGGCACCCUUAGUGGGGUUUCGGAGUAUCUUAACUCGAAGAAAGAGACGAUUCACAUUGGAUUGACAGACCCCAAGGGGGCUAUGUUGUACCGAUGGUUCACAGAGGGUCGACUGGCGGCAUCGGGCAGUAGCAUUACGGAAGGAAUAGGCCAGGCUAGGGUGACGGGGAAUAUGGUUGGUCUCAAGCCUGACUCUGUUCAUGAAAUUGACGAUUCGGAAGCUCUGAAGUGCUUGUGGCAGCUCAUGAACGAGGAGGGCCUCAGCUUGGGCUUGUCGUCCGGUAUAAACGUUGCUGGGGCUAUGAGGUUGGCGCGGAUGCGCCCGACUGGGAGUGUUGUUGUCACUGUACUGUGUGAUACGGCGCAGAGAUAUGAGCGGAAAAUGUUUGAUGAGGAAUAUCUCAAGUCACAAGGGUUACCUCCUCGUCCUCUGGCUGAGCACAGCAUCGAUGAUAAAGAUUUAUCAUCGGCGUUGAAGGCAGCAUUUGCCUCGGAAGUUGAAGUGAAGGACGCGUUGGCAGCGUAUGAGGAGGCGGUGCCCGAAGAGCUCAUGAGUGGCAAGCCGUUGCCUUGAGACGCCAUCCCAUGGUUUCUUU
Messenger RNA from Perkinsus marinus ATCC 50983, 1226 nucleotides. Its product is annotated as Cysteine synthase, putative. Lineage: Eukaryota; Perkinsozoa; Perkinsida; Perkinsidae. The transcript is spliced from 10 exons. The coding region runs from base 5 to 1204 and encodes 399 amino acids. The record is from RefSeq and is a predicted model, not a curated record. Gene Ontology annotation, molecular function: pyridoxal phosphate binding; cysteine synthase activity. Gene Ontology annotation, cellular component: cytoplasm.